GGGGGGGGUGGGGGAUGUUCAAGAAGAUCAAUAACGCGUUCCGUCCCAACCAUCACGGGCCCAGAGGGCAGCGCGGCGCGGGUGGGGUCCGGUCGGAGCAGGACUACCACAGCGCCUGCACCGUCAGGCUGGUCCGCAGCACCUCCAUGCUCGUGGUGGGAGAGAAAACUCUCGGCUCCACCUUAAAACGGAGCAAGAGCACCGUGAGCAUUGAGUCGACCUUGUACUAUUAUCACAGACAAGAGGACCGGAUAUGGCUCCACUCUCAGAAUCAGAACUGCCUGGAGUACCUGGAAGCACUCGUGACCCUGAGGCGGCAAUACACGAAGAGCGUGAGCGACUUGAAAAGUAACCGGUCCGAGGCCGCGGUGUCCCCGGCGAAGGGGGCCGCGCCCCCGCCGCCUGCGGAGGAGCGACCGACACCGAGAGCCAAACCCUCCGCGCCGCCGGUGCCCAGCGAGGAGGCCACGUUGCGGUUCUUCGAUGCGGUGAUCGCGGGCUGCGACGGCGAACCUCUGCGCAAGCCGUAUGUGGAUGAUGGACACGCAGAUGUGGACUUCAUAGUGGCCUCCAGCUCGGCCGAGCACGACCUCCACUCCAACUGGGUGCUGCGGGUCCCUCGGGUCGCAGACGACUCCGGGCAGAAAGCGGUUCGCGACCGCCCCAAUGAACGCGCCCCGAAGAAGAAAAGCCAGAGCGGAUCCACGAGCAGCCGCCUGCGUCUGCAGAGGAACCCGAUCCAUCUGCCCAAAGUGGUGGAGAGCGCCUUCCAGACGCUGCGCUUCAAGCCCAAAUUAAAAAAGCCGUGAAGCUCGAUAGGACAUUUGGAACCACCAGCUCUGUUGAGUCCCACCCAGUUUGUAUGAUCUGCUAAAGCUGCGUCCAGACAAUCGGCACUAUGAAAUAUUCAAGAGGAAUUUUAAUAAAGAAAUUGCAAAAGAAACAUAAGAAAAUCC
Messenger RNA from Gasterosteus aculeatus aculeatus (three-spined stickleback), 956 nucleotides. It is a transcript of the gene c9h13orf42, whose product is annotated as chromosome 9 C13orf42 homolog. Lineage: Eukaryota; Metazoa; Chordata; Actinopteri; Perciformes; Gasterosteidae. The record is from RefSeq and is a predicted model, not a curated record.